CUCCACUCCUGGCUUUUUGCCUUCGUGGAUCGGAGUGCGAGUUGUGUGAAGCCGAAGAGAGACAGUGCUUAUGUGUAGAGAAACAACGUUAUAACAUGUAUCUCAAUGGUUUCUCUCUCCUAAAUAUCGCGUGAAUAUUCCACUUGUUUUCACCGCCGGGCAAAUGACGGACGAUAAUGUUGGCGUCAUGUAGGCUGUGCUUUUCAGACUUUGGAAAACAAAUCCGGUAUUGUCGGUGAAUUCUCGGGAGAUGGUAGAGUAGUUCGACCUGCGCCAGUUUCACAGCCCUCAUACAGAAAAACAACCUGCAAGGUCUAGAAUGAUGGUUGGGGACAUGUUUCUCCUGGUGUUGAUCACCCUGGUGCUUCCCUGUUCUUGCUUGGAAGAUGUCCCUGUGAGGAACUCUGAAUGUGUGUGUGACGGAGUGCCCUGCAGCAGCAGCAGGGACCGGUGUUUUGGGCAGCAGUGCUUCACCUCUCUUUCCAUACUGAACGGGACAGCCACCUUCCAGAAGGGCUGCAUUGUGGGUAAUGAGGAAGGGUCCUCGCGAUGCGGAAACCCACCAACUCCUGAGCUGGUGGUAGAGUGCUGCAGUGGGGAUUUGUGUAACAUGAACGUCUCCUUGCAGUCACCAGUAAAAGAUCUAGAGCUGUCUGCUGGCAGACCGGUCCUCAGAGACCAGGAGUGUGUGUGCGAGGGCGGUGUGUGUGAGCUUGACCGCCGCUGUGCAGGCCAGCACUGUUUCUCCUCUCUGCAGAUGACUGAUGGGGUGGCCGUCCAACAGAAGGGCUGCCUGAGGGACGACGAGGAGGGCAGAGCCACCUGCGCCAUGCCGCCCUCACCCGGACAUGUUGUCAAGUGCUGCCAGGGCCAUCUGUGUAACAUGAACGUCAGUGUGCAAGCUCCGGGGAAAGAGGAGGAGGUGAAGCGUCUGACCAAAGAGGAGCAUGAGUGUGUGUGUGAGGGCAGCACUUGUGCCACAGGGAACCGCUGCCUGGGCCAGCAGUGUUUCUCCUCUCUGACCGCCAGCGCCGGAUCCCUCAUGUACCAGAAGGGCUGCUUCACCAAAUAUGAGCAAGGCACCAUGACCUGCAAGACCCCCCCUUCCAGAGACCAGAUUGUGGAGUGUUGCUAUGGGCACCUGUGUAACAUGAACAGCACUGUGGAGCUGCCUGUAAAAGCAGAUGAGGUUCCUAGCUACAGCGUGACGACUCUCACUAUCGUCAUCGUUGCCCCCAUCAUCGUCCUCAUUGUCCUCUCUGCUAUCGCUAUCCUGGUGUUCAGACGCAUCCACAACAACCAAAUGGAGAGACUAACAUCACGAGACGCGGAAUACGGAACUAUCGACGGUCUCAUAGCCUCCAACGUGGGGGAGAGCACUCUGGCGGUUCAGAAGACGCGUUGUGCAGCCAAGGCAACCAAGGAGAGCUCCGUAUUACGGCAGCACAGACAGGUGUGGAGCAGAGAGUGCCCCAGGCUGCAAAAGGCUGAGGAGAAGGCUGAGAAUGACAUCAAGGAUUUUCUUCAACAGCUCAGGCCAAACGGUAGAACAGACACUGCCAUCUUCUCCCUUCAAGAUUUUGGGGUGCUGCUGGAGAGGGAGCGUGAGGCGUUCAGGAAAGCCACGGUGGAGCCUGUUCUUCAGCUCAAGGUCGACCUGUGCUUCAGACUGGGUGAAGCACAACGUCAGGAUCUCACCACGAAUCAAUCCGACUGGGAAGAAGUUAAACAACAGAUACACUUUGUGAAGGACCAGCAAGAUGAAAUAACUGCAAAACUCAAUGCAGAGUACCAGGUUUUGGAGGAGGAGAUCAUUGGCUGUGGCUUAGAGAAAUAUCUCACUAGUACUUCAGAUGAUCUGGUGAUCAUAGGAAGCUGUCCAGAGGAAGUGUUGGAGUCAGACUGCCCUUACCCAGAGCUGAAGGACGCCCUGAUCCAGGCCUUUCACUCGCUAUCAGAAAGAUACCAGAGCAGGCUGCAGGAUCUCCAAGAUCAACUGCAGACGACUGACAGGUUCUGUGGCUGGUGUGCAGAUGACCACCAACGCUUCCUGUUCACUCUGUCUCAGUACACUCAGGACCAAUCAAACCACAGAGCUCUCUACAUGGACCUGCUGCAAAGACUCUUCCUGGAGAAAACUAAACAAGAGCUGAUGGAGCAUGAGCGUGUGUGGGACUGGCAGCGCUUGACCCAGGCUCAGCUGAGGGUGGUGACCCAGCAGUGUGAGCGGGAUCAGGAGGAGCUGCUGGCCAGAGCCCUGGUCACCCUGCAGGAGGCGAGGCAUGCCCACCAGGAGGAGCUGAAGCUCCACAGAGGCCGCCAGCACCAGCAGGACAUCUGCUCGCAGCUCAGAGAGAAGCUGCAGCAGUGGGCGGGCCAGCAGGAGGUGGCCAAGCUGGAGGCUGCUAUAGCUGCUAGACAACAAGAGGAGGAAGAGGCGAGGCUGAGGAGGGAGCAGGAGAAGGAGGCUGCCGUCAGAUCACACCACAAAGAAAAAGUCAGGCAGUUUUAUUUACAGCAGCAGAAGAGGAGGGAGACGCUGGCGCAGAGGGAUCAAGAGAGACUCGCUAAUCUCAGGAGCCUCAUGGAGGAGCAGUCCAGGCGAGAUAAAGACAGGGUGCAGUAUCGGGCCGAGAUGCUGCAGCGGCGCAAGGAGGAGACGGAGGCGCGGGAGCUGGAGCGGCAGAGAGAAGAAGAAGAAAAGCAGAAUCGUUUGGAAGUUCUCAGAAACCAGGUUGGGGUGGUGGCAGAGGCAGACCCGGAGAGGAUGAUGGCAGAUACAGAGGCUUGGAGGAGUCGACAGCUGAAUGUAAAGGAGUUUGAACUCCAAAGACCUCUCUAUAGUAUACACACGUACACAGACACACAGAUUGUGUCUGAUCCCAGAGUGCGUGUUGAGCAGGCUCUGAGGGAGGCCGGUCUGCAACACAGCCAGUACGCCAAAGACGUGCUGUCUGUUCUCACACCCCCCAAACCCCCGAGACGAGAUACGCUAUCAGAUCUCAAAUUCUGACUUUGUUUGGGAUCACAUUGUGAAGUCCAACCCUUGUUCUGUUAUUGAGCGUGACAUUAAAUGU
This is a messenger RNA of Notothenia coriiceps (black rockcod), 3077 nucleotides long. RefSeq names its product coiled-coil domain-containing protein 148. The record is from RefSeq and is a predicted model, not a curated record. Lineage: Eukaryota; Metazoa; Chordata; Actinopteri; Perciformes; Nototheniidae. Gene Ontology annotation, molecular function: transmembrane receptor protein serine/threonine kinase activity. The transcript is spliced from 18 exons. Gene Ontology annotation, cellular component: membrane. The coding region runs from base 320 to 3013 and encodes 897 amino acids.